AUGCCCGUGACGCUGUUUCUGCUCCUGGCCACAGUGCCACCGGCCCUGGGCGCCCACCAGGCCGGCAACCAGAGCAGCCUGUGCCAGUGCACCUUCUCGGUGACCGGCCCCCACAGGUCCCUCUGCCCCGAGCCGGGCGAAACUUUGUCGGCCCUCCAGGCCCUGCGGAGAGACAGCAGUGUCCAGCGCGGCGAGCUGGAGGCCGUCCGCGCCCGCCUCAGCUCCCUGGAGAACCGGGUGCAGCGGCUGUCCUCGAAGCAGGUCGCCCGGCCCCGGGAGAGCCAGGCCGAGCCGCUGGUGGCGCUGACCGCGCUGAGAGGGAGGGCUCGGCUGGAGGCCAGAGCCAGGCGGCUGGAGGCGGCCUAUGGCCGGCUGCUGAGGGGCAAGACGGAGCUGCAGGAGGCCACUCGGGGGCAGAGACACGGCCAGUGUCCCCAGGCCUCUGAGGACGCGCCCCCGGGCUCCAGGGAAGGCUGCGGGGAGCUCGUCUGGGUGGGGGAGCCGCAGACGCAGGCCUGGGCCGAGACCCCCGCGGGCAAGCACGGCGUGUGGAUGCGGGACCUGGCGCCCCACACGCCGGAGACCACGUGGCGGGCCGACGUGGCGGGCAGGGAUGCGCGGCGGCUGCUGGAGUUCGCGGGGCCGGGCCCGCUGGCCCAGGGCGUCCCUGCGCGCGUGCACGAGCUGCCGCGGGAGCUGGCGGGCCCGGGCGCCGUGGUCCUGGCGGGCAGCCUCUACUUCCAGGCCGCCGGCUCCCGCGCGCGCUGCUGCGCUACGACCUGCACGAGCUCCCGGCGCGAGCUCCCGGGGGCCAGCCUCCAGGGGCGGUUCCCCUACGCCUGGGGCGGCCAAGGCGACAUCGACCUGGCCGUGGACGAGUCGGGGCUCUGGGCCAUCUACAGCACCGAGGCGGCCCGGGGGGGCAUCGUGCUGGCCAGGCUGAGCCCCGAGCACCUGGGGCUGGUGCGCAGCUGGCAGACGGACAUCAGUAAGGCGGCGGUGGGCAAUGCCUUCGUGGCCUGCGGCGUCCUGUACGCCGCGGCCUGCGCGGCCGUCACCGCCGCCUUUGACACGCGCUCGGGCCGGCACUGGAGCCCCGACGUGCCCUUCCGGAGCUGCUACGGCGACACCAGCAUGAUCGACUACAACCCCCGCGAGAGGAAGCUGUUCGCCUGGGACAGCGGCCACAUGGUCACUUAUACAGCCUCGGGGGGCUGCGGGCGCCACGCCAGCACCAGCCACUUGGUGAUGCCCCGGGGGCCGGGGAGGGACAGCUGCCGCUGGCGGUGGCCGUGUGCCAACGCCAGCUGCCACGAGACCCAGGCGGCAACCCCCGGGCACCGGCCGCCCCGGGGGGGACAGGAGGCCUGGCCCCUGUAG
Messenger RNA from Sorex araneus (European shrew), 1380 nucleotides. RefSeq names its product myocilin (gene MYOC). Gene Ontology annotation, cellular component: Golgi apparatus. The record is from RefSeq and is a predicted model, not a curated record. Gene Ontology annotation, biological process: signal transduction; osteoblast differentiation. Lineage: Eukaryota; Metazoa; Chordata; Mammalia; Eulipotyphla; Soricidae.